This is a messenger RNA of Nelumbo nucifera (sacred lotus), 2674 nucleotides long. Its product is annotated as putative galacturonosyltransferase 14. The record is from RefSeq and is a predicted model, not a curated record. Gene Ontology annotation, molecular function: polygalacturonate 4-alpha-galacturonosyltransferase activity. NCBI's taxonomy places the organism in Eukaryota, Viridiplantae, Streptophyta, Magnoliopsida, Proteales, Nelumbonaceae.
UAAGAGCUCGGAUCGGGAUCGGCCGAUCAGUUGAUCAAAAAGUUUUCCAAAGAAAAGAAAGACAAAAUAGAACGAAACAAAGCGCAUCUUUGCUUGUUCUCUUUCUCUCUCCCUCACGAUCCCGGGUUCUCCAUGGGAGAGAGAGAAGAACCUAGUUCGAUUUUGUCAACGAAUCCUUGUGCCUUCAGCUGAAAUCGAUCAAAACCCGUCCCUGAUCUCCAAUGCCGGAUUCAAAAAGACCCCAAAGAUCCAAUUGGAGAAAUACCCAGAAGAGAUCCCCGUCUCUAUCGAUUUGUUCUCGUUCCAGUGAAUCUGAUGGUGAAUUUCGCGGCUUUUUUUGGGGGAUAUCUGAACUGGGUUUCUAGGGUUCUCGUUGCCCUGACGACGAGGAGGCGACAGAGACGACGAUGCAGCUUCAUUUCUCUCCUAGCAUGAAAAGCAUCACGAUCUCGAGCAGCAAUGGGUUUCUUGACUUCAUGAAUAUCAAGGUCGCAGCUCGCCACAUCUCUUAUCGGACUCUCUUCCAUUCGAUUCUCAUCCUUGCCUUUUUGCUUCCCUUCGUCUUCAUUCUCACGGCCGUCGUUACUCUUGAAGGUGUUAAUAAGUGCUCGUCGCUCGAUUGUUUGGGCAGGAGAUUGGGACCAAGGUUUCUUGGUAGGGCAGAUGAUUCAGUGAGGCUGGUUAAAGAUUUAUACAAGAUACUAAAUCAAGUGAGUUCUGAGGAAAUCCCAGCUGACCUCAAGCUUCCGGAAUCUUUCAGCGAACUUGUCUCAGAAAUGAAGAACAACCAAUAUGAUGCCAAAACAUUUGCUAUCAAACUAAAGGCAAUGAUGGAGAAAUUUGACAGGGAAGUCAGAGCAUCCAAGUUUGCUGAGCUGAUGAAUAAACAUUUUGCAGCAAGUGCUAUUCCAAAAGGCAUCCACUGUCUCUCUCUGCGAUUGACUGAUGAAUAUUCCUCCAAUGCUCAUGCACGCAGGCAGUUGCCAUCUCCAGAGCUACUCCCCUUGCUCUCUGACAACUCUUACCACCAUUUUAUCUUGGCAUCUGAUAACAUCCUUGCUGCUUCUGUUGUGGUUGCUUCUACCAUCCAGUCCUCACUAAACCCCGAGAAAAUAGUCUUCCAUGUAAUCACUGAUAAGAAGACUUAUGCGGGUAUGCACUCAUGGUUUGCACUGAACCCUCUCCCUCCAGCAAUUGUUGAGGUGAAAGGUGUUCAUCAAUUUGACUGGUUAACAAGAGAAAAUGUACCUGUUCUAGAAGCUGUAGAGAGUCACCAUGGAAUCAGAAACUACUACCAUGGAAACCAUGUUGCUGGGGCCAAUCUCAGUGAGACUACUCCACGGAUGUUUUAUUCAAAAUUACAGUCAAGAAGUCCAAAGUACAUUUCAUUACUCAACCAUCUCCGCAUCUAUCUCCCAGAGCUGUUUCCAAACCUUGACAAGGUGGUCUUUUUAGACGAUGAUGUUGUAAUUCAGCGUGACCUGUCAGCACUGUGGGAGAUUGACCUAGAAGGCAAGGUUAAUGGGGCUGUGCAAACCUGUAAAGGUGAAGAUGAGUGGGUAAUGUCGAAACGCUUCAAGAACUAUUUCAAUUUUUCUCAUCCCCUCAUAGCAAAGAACUUAGAUCCUGAUGAAUGUGCAUGGGCAUAUGGGAUGAACAUUUUUGAUCUACGUGCAUGGAGGAAGACAAAUAUCAGAGAGACAUAUCAUUUCUGGUUGAAGGAGAAUUUGAAGUCAAACUUAACAAUGUGGAAGCUUGGGACAUUACCACCUGCUCUGAUUGCAUUCAAAGGCCAUGUUCACCCAAUUGACCCUUCUUGGCACAUGCUGGGAUUGGGUUACCAGAAUAAUACUGACAUUGAGAGUGUGAAGAAGGCUGCAGUUAUCCACUACAAUGGCCAGUCCAAACCAUGGCUAGAGGUUGGCUUUGAACAUCUCCGGCCAUUUUGGACCAAGUAUGUCAACUAUUCCAACAAUUUUAUAAGGAAUUGCCACAUCUUGGAGUCAUAAUAGAUCAAAUGAACAAGUGGGAAACAGAAAGGGAGAGGUGACAGAAAGAUUUAACUGGGAUGGUGGAUUCCCGUUAAUUUUGCAUCUCCUAAUUUUCGUGAUAUUCAUUUAAGGAAAACAAGAAAUUUGACCAUGCGGGUAAUACUCUUGGAUUCAGAUACUCUGCUGUCCCUCCCACUUCUACAGAGAGGACCUGUAUUACUGGUGGUCAUGGGAAACAUUCUUUCAGUCUGUGACAUAGCCAUCCAUGCUUUAUUUUUUGGUCAAAGGACAAAUACCAAAUCUGUCUCCUGAAGGGCAUUCAACAUUGCCUUAUCCUUUGGCAGGAAGAGCGCUAGAUGCGCGCACAGGUAGAAUAAGGGUAAUAGAAUACAAGCAGAAUUCCGAAAUUGGAUGUCAGUUGGAUAUGCAGAUAUUUGCAAGAAAUGGGAAGACUUGUUCUUUUGUAAGGUACCCCUAGAUAUCUUUCUUCUAUUAUAUUUUUUCAUCCUUUUUUUUAAUGGUUGAGUCCCCCCAUUUUUUUUGGUUCCAUAUUCAUCAUUGUGAUUCUUAGAAAGUGGUUCUUGGAGAUUUGUGUUACGGAUCCCAUUUGAUUGGGAGUUAUUCUUAGGUAUUUGUUACGCACGAUUCAUGAGAAUAUUGAAAUGUGCAGAUAAUUCUCUCUC